Conger conger (European conger) is the source of this 1467-nucleotide messenger RNA. It is a transcript of the gene ube3d, whose product is annotated as ubiquitin protein ligase E3D. Gene Ontology annotation, molecular function: ubiquitin conjugating enzyme binding; cyclin binding; ubiquitin protein ligase activity. Gene Ontology annotation, cellular component: ubiquitin ligase complex; cytosol; nucleus. The transcript is spliced from 10 exons. Gene Ontology annotation, biological process: protein polyubiquitination; protein autoubiquitination; protein monoubiquitination. NCBI's taxonomy places the organism in Eukaryota, Metazoa, Chordata, Actinopteri, Anguilliformes, Congridae. The record is from RefSeq and is a predicted model, not a curated record. Bases 170 to 1354 code for a protein of 394 amino acids.
AGCCAUGGUCCAAAUAUUUACUUCCUGGUUCGUGUUUUCAUGUGCUGCUGUAGUUGCAGGCUGGCGGCAGAAGCUAACUACUUAUUUGAAAGCUUCUUGCUAGUGGAUAGAAGUACAAUCUUGGUGGAUAACUAGCGACGUGUUUAUUUCAGUAAGUCUUUAUAAGGAAAUGGAAGAAAUUCACAAACAAGCCGGUAUGUUUCUGGAGCUGAGACAGCGUUUACAGACUGGUCUCCUGAUUUUAAGGAGUGAUGUUGCAGGGGACCCCUCUGAGGUCACUGUGUCUGGCGGAGAGUCCUCUCUUCAGAUCAAGGUGCCCACAAGGAUGCUGCCUGUGGCGCUGCCACCAGGGGUCGCCCUCACUGAGGGGUCCUGCAGACAGGUUUCCAACACAGGGGAGGAGGGGCUACACUUGAGGCUCCGCCUUCAGGUGAAUCAGCACACAGAAGCCCCUGGGAGCGUGAUGAAGAAGCUUGGGGUGAAGAAGAGUUACAGCUUCAGCUGUCAGAGGUGCAGGGAGCGGGUGCUGACGGAGAGGGUGUUUCAGCGAGUCCUUCCGUUGCCUAAUGGGAACUGGAACACGCUGGUGGAGGACUGGUGCUGCCAUGCAGACCCAUUUGCCAACAGGAAACUGCUGCCCAGACCAGGGGACUGUUUACUGGGUGACACCUACUUCCUGUUGCUGAGAGACAGCCAGUGUGACCAGACACUCAGACAGGAGCCCAGCCCUGCCCACAUAGACACCAGUCACAAUCAGGGCUCGCCACAGCCCAGUAGGGUGACUUCAGUUCUAUGCAGAGCCUGUGGGGCAGUGCUAGGAGAGACCGCUGCUGCAGAGACACUGAAGCUCUACAUCACAGAGUUGCUGGUGAAACGGAGUGAUGAGGAUGGAGAAGCCAUUGGCAACCAACACCGAUGGCUAUUCCUGGAGCAGACCAUCGCUGCCAGGCUAGUGGAAUUGUCUUCCACACAGAGUAUGUUCCGUUUUUCUCUCCAGACUCCAAAUGGAAAAGCAUUUAUCCUGCUCUGGCUCCUGAACUCAGACUCCCUGGUUGCCUCGCUUUCCUGGCCUGAUGUCUGUGGCGACUCCUCCAUUUCCACUGGAGAUGAUGUCAGCGUCCAUGCUGAUCUAUCAUGUGGAGCCAGCAGUGCAGUUAAAGUCCUCUAUCUGCCCUGUGCCCCCAGCCCCCACCAUAUUACGGACGCGUGGGAGAAAGAUGUCAGCGUUCACCCUCUGAUCCUGCCUCAAACCACCUGCCAGGAAGUGAUACAGCUCCUGACCUGCAGCAAUUUGAGUCUUCCCCCGUCUCUGCGCAGGAUGAACUCCUACCAGGUGGCAUUUAUGAGGCUGUGAGACCAUGCAAUCAUCCUUCCCGGACACAGUUGUGACAGACCAGAUGAAGGUGGUUUUAGGAUAGUAUGUACAAUUAACUAUUGCAUUCCUAAUUAAAUAUAUUCUUUGUGUAA